Molecule: messenger RNA, 3775 nt
Organism: Mauremys reevesii (Reeves's turtle)
Lineage: Eukaryota; Metazoa; Chordata; Testudines; Geoemydidae
Gene: FZD2
Product: frizzled class receptor 2
Exons: 1
Coding region: 327-2006 (559 amino acids)
Biological process (GO): canonical Wnt signaling pathway; non-canonical Wnt signaling pathway
Cellular component (GO): plasma membrane
Molecular function (GO): Wnt receptor activity; Wnt-protein binding
Source: RefSeq, a predicted model, not a curated record
CGCUUGGAAAUUUUGGGAAGGGGCUUAGGGCCCGGCCCGGGCCGUUUCAAGGCUCCCUGGGGGCGGGGAGGGAGCAGAGGGCUGGGCUGGAUUCUGCGCGCUCCAGGGCUGGGGGCCCCCUUGAAACCGGCUAAUUGGGGCUGAAGGGGGCUGGAGCCGCACAAAGGAGGGAGCUCCGGGACUUGGCCGGUCUGGCUGCGCGCAGGGCGCCCGGCGGCGGUCCCGGGACGCGGCUGCGGACUCCAGCGCGAACUUUGCCGGGCCCGGGAGGGGCGGCUGCUCCGCGCGGGGCGCGUUAGCUCGGGGAAGGCGGCGGCGGCGGCACCAUGCGCCCGUCCAGCGCCCUGCACCGCCUGGCCUCGCUGCUGCUGUGGCUGAACGUGCUGGGCCCGGGCCGGGGCCGGGGCCAGUUCCACGGCGAGAAGGGCAUCUCCAUCCCGGACCACGGCUUCUGCCAGCCCAUCUCCAUCCCGCUCUGCACCGACAUCGCCUACAACCAGACCAUCAUGCCCAACCUGCUGGGCCACACCAACCAGGAGGACGCGGGGCUGGAGGUGCACCAGUUCUACCCGCUGGUGAAGGUGCAGUGCUCGCCCGAGCUCAAGUUCUUCCUGUGCUCCAUGUACGCGCCGGUGUGCACGGUGCUGGAGCAGGCCAUCCCGCCCUGCCGCUCCAUCUGCGAGCGGGCGCGCCAGGGCUGCGAGGCGCUCAUGAACAAGUUCGGCUUCCAGUGGCCCGAGCGCCUGCGCUGCGAGAACUUCCCCCGCCACGGCGCCGAGCAGAUCUGCGUGGGGCAGAACCACUCGGAGGACGGCGGCUCCCCGGCGCUGCUCACCAGCCCCGCGCCGCUGCCCGGCCAGGGCACCCCGGGCGCGCCGCGCUACGCCACGCCGGAGCACCCGUUCCACUGCCCGCGGGCGCUGCAGGUGCCCAGCUACCUCAACUACAAGUUCCUGGGCGAGAAGGACUGCGCGGCGCCCUGCGAGCCGGCCCGCGGCGACGGCCACAUGUUCUUCAGCGAGGAGGAGGUGCGCUUCGCCCGGCUCUGGAUCCUGGUGUGGUCCGUGCUCUGCUGCGCCUCCACCUUCUUCACCGUCACCACCUACCUGGUGGACAUGCAGCGGUUCCGCUACCCGGAGCGGCCCAUCAUCUUCCUGUCGGGCUGCUACACCAUGGUGUCGGUGGCCUACAUCGCCGGCUUCGUGCUGCAGGAGCGCGUGGUGUGCAACGAGCGCUUCCAGGAGGACGGGUACCGCACGGUGGUGCAGGGCACCAAGAAGGAGGGCUGCACCAUCCUCUUCAUGAUGCUCUACUUCUUCAGCAUGGCCAGCUCCAUCUGGUGGGUCAUCCUCUCCCUCACCUGGUUCCUGGCCGCCGGCAUGAAGUGGGGCCACGAGGCCAUCGAGGCCAACUCGCAGUACUUCCACCUGGCCGCCUGGGCCGUGCCGGCCGUCAAGACCAUCACCAUCCUGGCCAUGGGGCAGGUGGACGGGGACCUGCUGAGCGGCGUCUGCUUCGUGGGGCUGCACAGCCUGGACCCGCUGCGCGGCUUCGUGCUGGCCCCGCUCUUCGUCUACCUCUUCAUCGGCACCUCCUUCCUGCUGGCCGGCUUCGUCUCGCUCUUCCGCAUCCGCACCAUCAUGAAGCACGGCGGCACCAAGACCGAGAAGCUGGAGCGGCUCAUGGUGCGCAUCGGCGUCUUCAGCGUCCUCUACACCGUGCCCGCCACCAUCGUCAUCGCCUGCUACUUCUACGAGCAGGCCUUCCGCGCGCACUGGGAGCGCAGCUGGGUGAGCGCGCACUGCAAGAGCCUGGCCAUCCCCUGCCCGCUGCACUACGCGCCGCGCAUGAGCCCCGACUUCACCGUCUACAUGAUCAAGUACCUCAUGACCCUCAUCGUGGGCAUCACCUCGGGCUUCUGGAUCUGGUCCGGCAAGACGCUGCACUCCUGGCGCAAGUUCUACGCGCGCCUGGCGCACAGCCGGCACGGCGAGACCACGGUGUGAGCCUGGCCGCGCUGGCGGCGGGAGCCGGGGGCCGGGGCCGGGGGCGAGGGAAGGAUUGAACACGCGCUGCUGCUGCUUUGCAGUCGCCUUUGAGUCUGAGGGUCAGUAACGGCCGAGGGGGGUUGUAAUUAGACCUGUACAUAGCGUCUGUAAAUGGAAUUAUAUAUUUCUAUUUAAAACCAGCCCGGACCCCGCGGAGAGCCAGAAACUCGGGGCUCGGCUCCGCACGGCUCGGCCCGGCCCGGCCCCUCGCUUCGGUACGAACGUGUCGGGUUUUUCCCCUUCUCGGCCUUGGCAAUAGCUCCCCUCUACAUGGAGCCAUGGAGCCGGAGUGUCUGUUUGUGUUGGCUGCGGGGGAACGUUUUCCGUUGAACUUCCAUAAGCCCGGCCAGCCCUGUGAUCGCUCCCCCCGAUGUGCGCACGGGGGCUGGCCUGUGUUAAAAAUCAAACCACAGUCUGCCUUUUUUUUUUUUAAGUACCCUUCUCCCUCCGGUGGAAGUUUACCAAGAAGCUUUUUAGCUUUUUAAAUCUGAAGAGACUUAUGAAGAGGGGCUGCCCCCCGCCCCCCCUUCUCCUGACCUGAGUGGGGUGGCCUGGCUCUGAGGAGCUGGCAAUGGUGUUUGCUAAGGCUCUUCUGCCCAACUAGAGCCUCCAGCGGAAGGCGCAUGGGAUUGAUUCACGACAAAAGCACACCCCAGUUCAGCGCUUUUCUCAACCCCCUUCUUUAAACCUUUGCCUUAAAGCUACUUUGCUGGCAUUGUACGUUUCGCUCUCCCCGAAUGCUGUGUACAGAAGCUUCUUUCUAAACGACGUGUCCUUAGUAAGCAGCCUGUUCUUUGCAAGGACAACAGAGUUUAAAAACACACACAACCCCCAAACCCUGCUUCGGAGGGGUUUUUCCUAACUCAAGAGCUGUCAUCCAAAUUGUAAAACCUUAGCAAGUGCCAGUUGAGACUUUGGUGGUGUGGUGCUCUUUCAUUCAGGUAGGCAUCACUGAAAGCAGGAAGUGGCUUGGGAAGGAUCUUUUUACUUAUUUGGGGGUGGGGGUGGGGGAAGUGGCUCUCAUUUUAAAGUUACUGCUUGUGCAAAAAAAAAAAAAAAAACCCCACCCAGAGGGUUACUGUGCCUUGUCAGUGUUUGCUGAUGUGUUCUGGAUUCCUAUAUCUGAAAACUCCUAGAAAGUUUAACAGAUUUUUCUGUGAAAUAAAGGUGAAGACUCUCUUUUGUAACUCCAUGUUUGGCAGUGAUGUGGUGGGGAAAUGCUUGUUGCAGAAUUCGUAAUCGCUCCUCUUACAACCUUUUUUUUAAUUUCCAGGAUUGGCCAAUAUGUUACAACUUUUAUUUUAAAUUGUAAAACUUUUUUUGUGUGGCUUAGUGCGCAAACCAUCAACUGCAGAGGAGGAGAUUUUAGAACUAGAUUUUAAAAACGAACAACUUUCUGCCACUGCACACUUUAAACUUUGCCCUAAUAACGACAGAGUUAAAGAGGGAAGCAGUAAAAUGAAGUUUAUAGUCCCUGCCCCCCAUUAAUGAAUGCUGGCUUCACGCCUCUUUUCACUCAUUGUAGAAUGUAUCAAUUAUCCAUUUGUAAGGUUUUUAAUUCUCUCCUUUUAUCAUAGUUAAGGGGAAGGGACUUGGAUUGAUUUCUUUGCCACCACAUCAAAUAUACUUCAGUUUGACAGUCUGCCUCUGUGUGUUGGAGAGGAAUUGGGAAGGGUGGGAAUCAGAAGACGUUCUAAUGAAUUGUACUUAAAAAAAAAAAAACAAAA